UAAAUGUAUAUGCACCCAAUAACAGGAUGCCUGGCUAUUUAAAACAAAUGUCAAUGGACCUAAAUGGAGACACAGAUACCAAUACAAUAAUGAUAGGGGACUUCAACACCAUAAUUUCAUAAGUGGACAGAUCAAUAAGACAAAAAAAUGUAGUCCAGGAGAAAAAUGGCAGAGGUAGCAGCAACUGGGUCCAGGGUUUCUCGGCUUCUAGGUCAGUCCUGCCUACAGGUGGAAUGGCCUAUAUCGAUCAGUGCCCAUGGUGAGGAGGGCUCAGCUUGCAUGCGGAAGGCCCUCACCUACUUUGUUGCACUCCCUGGCAUGGGCAUGUGCGUGAUCAUGCUGAAGGUCUACCUGAAGUGAAACUAAAGAGAGUACAAGAGACCCAGGUUCACCGCCUAUCCCCGUCCCUGUAUCAGGAUGAAGUCCUUUCCCUGGGGAGUUAGGGACCAUACUCUAUUCUAUAAACCUCUUGUGAAUCCAUUUCCAGCUGGCUUUGCAGAUGAAUGA
Oryctolagus cuniculus (rabbit) is the source of this 507-nucleotide messenger RNA. Lineage: Eukaryota; Metazoa; Chordata; Mammalia; Lagomorpha; Leporidae. The record is from RefSeq and is a predicted model, not a curated record.